AUGGCUUACUGUUACUCGAAGUGGAAGCUGCAUCAUACAGUGGACCGGUCGCCGCCUGAACAGCCGUACCCUGGUGUGUCGAUCCUGAAACCGCUCACCGGCGUCGACCCCAACCUGUUCUCCAACCUGGAAACAUUCUUUACUCUCGACUACCCCACGUACGAGUUAUUGUUUUGUGUGGAAAACGAGCACGACCCGGCAGUGAUGUUAGUGAACAGCCUCAUCCACAAGCACCCCCACAUAGAAGCUCGUUUAUUCGUGGGUGGACAGCGAGUCGGGGUCAACCCGAAGAUCAACAACAUGCAACCGGCUUACUUGGCGGCAAAGUACCCGCUGGUACUAAUCAGCGACGCGGGCAUUAGGAUGCGCGACGACACCUUGCUGGAUAUGGUGCAGCAUAUGACGGAGGAGGUCGCUAUAGUACAUCAAAUGCCAUUCGUUUGUGAUGCGGAGGGAUUCGCAGCCGUGUAUGAGAAAGUGUACUUCGGCACUGCGCAGGCGCGCAUGUAUCUGUCGGCGGACUUCCUGGGCAUCAACUGUCAUGUGGGCAUGUCGUCCAUGGUGCGGCGCUGUGCGCUGGAAGAGGCGGGCGGUCUGCGGGCCUUUGCAGACUACCUGGCCGAGGACUACUUUAUCGCCAAGGACAUCGUGUCGCGCGGCUGGAAGAUGCGCGUCAGCUCGCUGCCCGCGCUACAGAACUCGGGCACGCGGUCAGUGGGCGCGCUGCAGGCGCGACUUCGGCGCUGGGCGCGGCUCCGCAUCGCUAUGAUUCCUACGACAGCGAUGCUGGAGCCGCUCAGCGAGUGCAUGCCGCUGGGCGCCGGUGCCGCCUGGGCGGCGGGACAGUUGUUCGGCGCGGAGCCGCUACCGUUCUUCUUAGUGCAUGUGCUAGUGUGGUUCCUCUCGGAUUGGCUGAUGCUCCGGUCAGUGCAGAAUGGCUCGCCGCCAUUCACCAAAGUGCAGUUUUUGCUAGGCUGGGUGUGGAGCGAGUGCUGCGCGCCGUUCGUGCUAGCGGCGGCGCUGCUCAGCCCAGAGAUCUCGUGGCGGACUCGCACUUACCGAUUGGAGUGGGGCGGCCGCGCCCAUGAACUCAACCCUAAACUUAAGUUCUGA
This is a messenger RNA of Spodoptera littoralis (African cotton leafworm), 1113 nucleotides long. The record is from the annotation of a GenBank genome assembly. NCBI's taxonomy places the organism in Eukaryota, Metazoa, Arthropoda, Insecta, Lepidoptera, Noctuidae.